AAAGAAGGGCAAAGUAGUGAAGAGAAGAGAAGAGAAGAGACUACUAGAGCAGUAGAGAGUAGGGUCCUACUGCACCAAACCACCACCACCAUCAUCACCAUCAUCGUCGUCAUCAUCAUCAUCAUCAGCUUCUUCUUCUUCUUCAAUUCAUAUCUGACACCGUACCAUUCGCGGAUUUCCAUCCUUUUUCCUCAGCUCCGUCCUCUGUACAAUUCUGAUUUCACCAGGUCUUUGCCAAUAAAUCAAUUGAAGAUUUGAUGGGGUCUAACUCUGAGGUUCACUUCUCUGGAUUUCACAUGGAUUGCCUAGAGCAAAGAAAGGCCAGCAUGGAGCAACCAACAACUUCAGAAGAUGAUUUGUAUAAACAACCUUUCAUUAUAGGUGUUGCUGGUGGGGCAGCAUCUGGCAAGACUGCCGUUUGUGAUAUGAUUAUUCAGCAGCUUCAUGAUCAACGAGUUGUACUUGUUAAUCAGGAUUCAUUUUACCAUAAUUUGACUGAGGAGGAACUUACAAGAGUACAAGAUUACAACUUUGACCAUCCUGAAGCUUUUGAUACCGAGCAGUUGCUAAGUGUCAUGGACAAGUUAAAGCGUGGUCAAGCAGUAAAUAUUCCAAAGUAUGACUUUAAGGGUUACAAGAGUGGUGUGUCUCCGGCGAGAAGGGUAAACCCUGCAGAUGUUAUAAUUUUGGAAGGGAUCCUUAUUUUCCAUGAUCCACGUGUUCGGGCAUUGAUGAAUAUGAAGAUAUUUGUUGAUACAGAUGCUGAUGUUCGGCUCGCAAGAAGAAUUAGGCGUGAUACUGCCGAGAAGGCUCGUGAUAUUGCAACAGUGCUUGAUCAGUAUUCUAAAUUUGUGAAGCCGGCUUUCGAUGACUUUAUCCUUCCAACAAAGAAGUAUGCUGAUAUAAUCAUACCCCGAGGAGGAGAUAAUCAUGUGGCCAUCGAUUUGAUUGUACAGCAUAUUCGAACAAAACUUGGUCAGCAUGAUCUGUGUAAAAUAUAUCCUAAUUUAUACGUCAUUCAGUCAACUUUUCAGAUGCGGGGUAUGCAUACCCUCGUACGUGAUGCCAAGACAACAAAGCAUGAUUUUGUAUUCUAUUCUGACCGUUUGAUCCGUUUGGUUGUAGAACACGGCCUAGGGCAUCUGCCAUUUACAGAAAAACAAGUAAUCACUCCUACUGGGUCUGUAUACAGUGGUGUGGAUUUUUGUAAGAGGUUGUGCGGCGUCUCCAUCAUCAGGAGUGGGGAGAGUAUGGAGAAUGCUUUACGCGCAUGCUGCAAAGGUAUCAAGAUUGGGAAGAUUCUUAUUCAUAGAGAAGGAGACAACGGUCAACAGCUAAUAUAUGAAAAGUUGCCGAAUGAUAUCUCAGAUAGGCAUGUGUUACUCUUGGAUCCUAUCUUGGGCACAGGUAAUUCAGCUGUUCAAGCGAUUUCUUUACUAUUAAGAAAGGGCGUACCAGAGUCCAAUAUUAUAUUUCUCAAUCUCAUAUCAGCACCUCAAGGUGUUCAUGUGGUCUGCAAAAGCUUUCCAAGAAUAAAAAUCGUGACGUCUGAGAUUGACAUUGGUUUGAAUGAAGAUUUCCGUGUUAUACCUGGCAUGGGGGAGUUUGGGGAUAGGUAUUUUGGAACAGAUGAUGAUGACAUGCAAGUUGUGGCCCCUUCUUAAUAUCCACAAGAUAUUUUUUGAUUGAUAAUUACUCAUGAGACUUUAACUUGAAAAAGAAGAAAAAGAAAAAAAAAGAGGAGGUUGAAAUUUGCUGAAUUAUACUUUUAAUUGGUACUGAGUUUCAUCUUUAUAUCAAUUUUGAUCAUAUCCUUCCUUCUUUCUUUUUUUUUCUUUCACAAAUUUUGUGUACCUUAUAAGAGAAAAUUGUUCUUUAUAGUUUGAUCUUAUAUUCUUUCUCGGAUAUAUUUUCCAUCUCAGAGAUAUUUUAUAUCUAUAUAUAGAAAUGAAUAUACAGAUUCUUUAA
Messenger RNA from Arachis ipaensis, 1968 nucleotides. RefSeq names its product uridine kinase-like protein 3. Lineage: Eukaryota; Viridiplantae; Streptophyta; Magnoliopsida; Fabales; Fabaceae. Gene Ontology annotation, molecular function: kinase activity; ATP binding. The record is from RefSeq and is a predicted model, not a curated record.